Phaedon cochleariae (mustard beetle) is the source of this 900-nucleotide messenger RNA. The record is from the annotation of a GenBank genome assembly. NCBI's taxonomy places the organism in Eukaryota, Metazoa, Arthropoda, Insecta, Coleoptera, Chrysomelidae.
AUGACACCAAGUGAACAAGAUCAAAAGGAACAUGGAAAGGUAUACCAAAACAGAAUUGUUUACUCCUUGCCAGUACAUCUAGGAUUGUGGAAUGAAGAAUUAGCAUUACGUGAAGAGAAAAACCUUAUAGCUACCUAUAAAAGGGAGCACUGUCAAUUGCUCAUCCAAAAAACUAGAAAAAUGUUCAGAAACGUGCUGAAACCCACAAUAUUAGCCAUUGAAGCUCCAUAUGUGUUAUACGGACAAAAUUAUCAGUUCAAAACUUGCGAUCUAACAACAGACAAAGACUCAUCGGGAUUUUAUUUAUCAGGAGUGAUUAACGAGAGAAAUAUAGAUACUGUGCAGCAUUUCGAACAUGGCUGCACGUUAUCUGGAUCACCUGUGAAAGAACCAUGUGUACGCAAUACUUUCAAGCUGAUGGGAUGCCAAACGAAUAAUAAAGAGGGGCAACAAGUAUUCUACGGUGACGAUGUUUUGUUACAAAUUGCUGAAAGUAGUGGACCACCAUUAUAUGUUCAGUGUCCAAAUUCCACUAUAGAUACUUUUGGCGGUCAUUUGUCUUUGAGAUUGUCUCAAUUUCCCGAUAUUUACUGCAGGUUCAAGAUAAUCCACUGGAAUCCUCAGAAACGUUAUGAAACGACAGGUACGACGUUCAAACCAGAUACAAGAGUCAUAAUUCAGCACACUGCGUCAGGCAGAAAUUUAGCAAUAGAAUCAGCCCAAUUGAUUCCAUCUUUUUAUGGCCCUGAGUGUAUAGUCAGUUGCCAUACAUACAGGGAUUCGCACAAAAUGGAAACUGCCGAAAAUUUCUGGAAAAUAGUCAGCAGACCCAUAUCCGAUACAGCAUUGUACGUCAGAGCAGCAAAGGGAGAAGAUAUUCCUAUGGAAUUUUUCGAAUGA